GCGCGGCCGGAGCUGUCCCUCUUCGUCUUGCCGGGCCGGUUUCGGGGGGCCGCAUUGAGUUCCGAAAGGUGCAAGCUUGCUGGCAUGCCAUUAGGAUCCUGACCCGAGGAAAGGAUUCUUCCCUCCCUGCACCCUGGAAUCCUCUCUCUUCCUGCCGCUGGAGAUGCGAUGCCAAAGGAAAGCUGGGGUGCUAUGGAAUGGGGCCCGCCGCCUUCCGACUCCUUCCGACAGGUGACGAUCCUGCGCCACCCAGACGGAGGCUUUGGCUUUGUGGCCGGCGGCGAGAGGCCGGUGGUGGUGCGUUCGGUGGUGGCAGGCGGACCCUCGGAGGACAAACUCUUUCCCGGGGAUCAGAUCUGGGCCAUUGGCGACGAAGACGUGAGCGAUGUCGCCCGCGAGAGAUUCAUCGAAAUUGUGAGAAGCACCAAGGAGUCUGCCGUCUUCACCGUGCUGCAAACCCAUCAGUCGCCCAAGUCAGCCUUCAUCAGUGCCGCGAAGAAGGCCAGGCUGAGGUCCAACCCCGCCAAGGUGCGCUUCUCGGAGCCGGAGCCGGAGAUGCUGAAGAAGGAAGCCUUGCUCCUCAUCCCCAACGUCCUGAAGGUUUUCCUCGAAAACGAGGUCAAGUCCUUCACUUUUGAUAGCCGCACCACCGUCAAGGACGUGAUGUCAACCCUCCAGGAUCGCCUUUCCCUGCGGCGGAUCGAGCAUUUUUCCCUCGUCUUGGAAUACCGCAGCCCCGAGCGGAGCCACCAGUUUCUCCUCCUCCAGGAGAAGCAGCCUUUGGCCCAUGUCGUUCAACGGACCCACUACCAAGGCAUGAGGUGCCUUUUCCGGGUCAGCUUCUACCCCAAAGACCCUGCCGAGCUGUUGCGGCAAGACGCCGCUGCCUUUGAAUACCUCUACAUCCAGAGCCGCAACGACGUCAUCCGGGAGCGGUUUGGCGCCGAUCCCGAUCCACAGUCACUCCUGGUCCUGACGGCGCUCCACAUCUACAUCACCGUCUCGGCCACCUGUCCCGGCCACAAGGUGGCACUCAGAAACGUCGAGAAGGAGUGGGGUCUGGAGCCCUUCUUGCCUCCCUCUCUGUUGCUGGCCACCAAGGACAAGCACCUGCGCCGGUCGCUCUCGCAGCAGUUGAAGGCUCACCAGCGGCGCAGCUCCCAGGGUCAGGCUGGAUGACCCCAAGGGGCCCCGAUUCUCUCCUCGCAGGUCUCCCCCACCCGGGCCAAGCUCCAGUACCUGCGUCUCCUCGACCGGCUGCCCACCUUCUCUGGUGUCAUCUUCCAGACCGUCGGGAUGGAUGGCCAAGACGCGGCCCCCACCCUCCUGGUCGGCCCCCGCCACGGCGUGAGCCACGUCAUCGACCUCCGCACCAACCUGACCACUGUCUUAUGCGAAUUCAGCCAGAUCAGCAGGGUCCAACUCUUCCGGGAGAACCCAGGCGUGGCAAGGGUGGAGACCGCCAUUGUGGACGCCAAGCCGCUGGUGCUUCUGAUGGAGUGGCCAGAAGCUACCAAUUUCGCUGGCCUCAUUUCCGGCUACUGCCACCUGCUGGCCGACUCCAGGAGGACACUUUUCCCCGUCGCACUGCCUCCCACGACCAAGGCAGGUACGUUCCCAAGGAAGGGAAAUUCCAAGCAGACGAAAUGCCGGGUUUUUCUGGAGGGGAUGAAAUCCCGAAUUGAAGGAAGCCAGCCUGGGCCCCAGGACGGCUUCCUUCCAUCCCGGGUCCAGGGGCGCCGCCGGCAACCGCCGCGCUACGCCGCUGGAGCUGCCCCGCCGCUGCCGCCGCCCCGACCUCAACCAGAACCGGAUCUUCUGCGACGGGGAAACCCGGCCCAGGACCAAGUCGGACCCGGUGCUGAAACUCCGGGUGCCGAGGGUGAGGGCUGCUGCGGCGCCAGGCGUGCCCGAGCCCGCUCGGUGGACGGCCCUGGACGGAGCCUCGGUCGCGCCGGCCUGGACUUGAUGGCGCUGCCGCCGCCGGGCAGCGAAGGCGACGAGGAUGACCCCGGCACCGCCCUGGCUAUUGCAGCGCCGCCGCCCGGCUUUGGGGACAACAGCUCCGACGAGGACGACCCCCGGCACCGGCGGAGGGCGCCAAACAAGGAAACUGGGGGCCAGCUGCCAGUGACCUUUGUUGAGGCGGUGCCGCCAGGGUCCCAGGCGGUCCAGGAACGAGCCCGGGAUCUCGAUGAGGCGCUGGUCUCCACCCUGCAGGCCCUGGAAGCCCUAGCGGAGGCGGAGGAUGGGCCGACGUCCCCGUCGUAUUAUCCAACAUCCUUAAUGCUCCCGCCCCUUGUGUUUCCUCCAGGUCUCAUCGUGCUGGCUGCCCUCGACCCUGACUCUGGUCGCGAUGCCAACGCUUCCCCGAACGCCACUUACUUUCUGGCGCAGCGGGUCGGCCCAGACGGCUUCCUGGCCCGGAAGGAGCUAUCUUUCCAUCUGCGAGGCUGCGGGGCGCCCGCUUCGCAGGUGAAGACCAGAAGGUCAUCACCGGCCAAACCAAACCCCAGCGUGCAGCCUUGCCCCUUGAACCCCGAACUCAAGCGUCCCCCGGAGACGGAGAGCUGUCAGGCGCCGACGGAGAGGAUCCGGAGAGAGACGACGGUUCCCCCGGCCCGGGAAGCGGCAGAUCUCGAACCCGAGGCGGCACCGCACCGAGAGGAUCUGGAGAUACCGGCGCAGCCCCGGGCACCCCGGCCAGUGUUCUGUUUUCGGAAGCUCUUCUCGGCCACCUUCCCGUCACGGCUCAAGCGGGAGACGGACGAGCGCCGGGCGCAGCUUCGGAAAGUGAAGCAAUUCGAACUGGAGUUUCUGGAGCAGCUCCUGAAGGGUCCGGGCCCGGGGGUCUGCGGUUGCCCGGCCCCGGGCGCCAGCCCCAUUCUGACAGCACCCGCUGUGUCGUGGUGUGACUACCGAGGGAGGGAGAGUUGCUCGGAGCGGGCGGCGCACGGAUUCCCAAGUCCUCGGGUGCGCUCGGCCAGCCCCGAGCCGAGAGAUGCGGAAAAGAAUGCCUCUUGCCUGGGGACCGAGUGUGUGGCGGCAGAAGGGCCCCGCUAUGAGAAGCUGCGGCGCUGCGCCAGCGGGGAAGGGGCCGUCCCGGAAGAGGGCGACCCGGCACCAUGUUUCCCGGAGGACGUGUGCCCGCGGCAACUGGCGCAGGGCGGAGAGGGCUGCUGCUCCGUCCGCUCCUGCUUCUCGGCGCGGGGAGGUGACGACGAGGCCGACGAGCUGUGCUACUCGGCGCCGCCGAUCCCGGACCCCGCGGCCCGGACGCAGGAGAUUGACCUGCGGGCGACAUCGGGCCUCGAACGCAUCCGGGAGCUUCGCGGGCGGGAGUACACCUUCCCUGGGGGGUUCUCGGCGGUGAGGCUCGACGCCGAGCGACUCCUGGGUGCCCUGCGGCAAUGUGCGGCGGCCGCGGGGAACGGGGCGACGGUGACGGACCACGGCCCGCUGGAGCUGGCGCUGGCCUUCCGGGAGCUGCGGGCCGCCUGUCGGCAGGUGGCAAUCACGGAGAAAAGCCCGGCGCAGUUGCUGCCGGCCGUCGCCGGGAGUUUCCGGGUGCUGGCGCGGUUGGCUGAGACGGCGGCGGCGGGCAAGGAGGCGCAGCGGCGGGCCCUGCUAGCCCAGGUGGAGGAGGUGGCGAGGAACUACGCCGCCCUGGCGAAGGCGGCGGAGGAGUCCGCCGCCAGGCAGGCGGGCGAGGAGCCCACGCGCCUCUUGACAGCGCUGGAAGCAAAGUAAGGAAGUUGAGGGAAAUGUGACGAGCUGGCUGUUCUUUGGUGAAGGCAGAGGGCAGGGAUUUUCUCGCAGAGGGCUGAGGUGCCCUCGGCUUCGUCGGCGGGAUCCCAGCGGUCAUGUAGUCCAACCCCUCAGAUGUGAAAGCUGGGGCGCGGUCAGGGGACACCAGACACCGCAGAGGUUGGCACAGGACUGUCCCAUGGCGGGAGGGAGGGAGGAAAGAAGGAAGGAAGGAAGGUCAGGAAGAGAGGAAGGGAGGAAGGGAAUAAGGAAGGAAGGAAAUGGGGAAGGAAGGAUGGAGAAAGGGAAGG
Zootoca vivipara (common lizard) is the source of this 4058-nucleotide messenger RNA. NCBI's taxonomy places the organism in Eukaryota, Metazoa, Chordata, Lepidosauria, Squamata, Lacertidae. The record is from RefSeq and is a predicted model, not a curated record.